CGAAAACCUGAGAGAUGGAUAUAAACAAGACACGAAGAUGGAGUUUGUAAAGAAAGCAAUUUAUACGAUGGCUUAUGGCCUACAUAAUAUGCAAAAGGAUAUGUGUAAAGGAACACAUGGAGUAUGUGCAAAUAUGUCUCCCAUUAAUGGUUCUGUACUUCUUCAGUAUCUUAUGAACGUCAGCUUUUCUUGGAACAACGAAAUGGUAAAGUUUGACGAAAACGGCGAUCCUCCGGGAAGAUAUGAUAUUAUGAACUACCAGAAAAUAGACAACAAGUACGACUACGUUAAGGUCGGUUCCUGGAUAAACACAGUGUUGAAAAUUGAUAAGCCAGUCCAGUGGGGGAGCAUUACAAGUGUGGGUAGUGAGCCUCCUGAAUCAGUUUGCAGCAAACCGUGUUCAAGAGGUGAAAUCAAGAAUAUUGUGUCUGAAAUGGUGCAGUGCUGUUGGAAAUGCGUCAGAUGUAAGGAUAACGCAUUCGUGAUCAACGAAACCACUUGUCAAGAAUGCUCUCCGGGUUACUGGCCCAACGAGAAUCUAACAGGUUGUGAUGAAAUCCCUGUGGAGUAUAUACACUGGUGGGAUACUACAGCUGUUGUGUCUAUGUCCAUCGCUUGCCUGGGAUUCGUUGCAACGUUCGUAGUGAUGAUUGUAUUUAUUCGUCACAACAAUACUCCUGUUGUCAAGGCAUCCACCAGAGAACUCUCUUAUAUUAUAAUGGUGGGAAUGUUUCUAUGUUACGCUACAACAAUAGUACUACUUGCCCGACCUACAAAGACGUCCUGUUUUCUCUCGCGUGUAUUGCCUGGGUUGAGUUUUUCUAUGAUCUACACAGCUCUAGUCACAAAAACAAAUCGCAUCGCUCGCAUUCUUGCAGGAAGUAAAAAGAAAAUAAUCACGAAAAAACCGAGAUUCAUGAGUGCUACAGCUCAAGUUAUCAUCACUUUAAUACUCAUUUCUAUUGAAGGAACAAUCAUUGCUACCAUGCUUUUCUUGGAACCUGCAAACUCGAAAUUAAUUUAUCCAGCAAUUGACAGAGUUCAGCUAACCUGCAAUACUACAACUCUAGGAAUAAUUGCGCCGCUAGGAUUUGAUUUUUUCCUGAUUGCAAUGUGUACAGUUUAUGCCGUAAAAACUAGAAAUGUGCCAGAGAACUUCAAUGAGGCCAAGUUUAUCGGUUUUACAAUGUACACAACGUUGGUGAUCUGGUUGGCGUUCGUACCUAUUUAUUUUGGUAGCAGCUCAAAGGUCAUUACAAUGUGUUUGUGUAUCAGUUUUAGUGCAAUCGUUGCCCUUGUUCUUCUUUACGUUCCUAAAGUGUACAUAAUUAUCUUCCGGCCGGAAAGGAACAAUAGAAGCGCUUUCACAACAACAAAGGAUGUCCGCUGUCAUAUUGGAUACCUUACUUCAGGUACUACAGGAGUAUCAAGAAACUCUUCCCAGACCACUUCAGACUUUAGUCUCGAGUCUCCAAGGAAUCAUUCCCUGGACAUCCACGUAAAACAAAGAGAUUCUUCACUGCAUUCACAACACCGAAGUCGGUCCAGUUUGAACCUGUUUGAGCGUUUUCGCCUGAACAAACAGGAGAAAAACGCUGCGACCAUUGCUGAACACAUUCGUGCCAUACGUGCAGCUGAAGCCUUGGAUCGGAAGUCGAAGGUACGUCAUACUGAUUCAGGCCUGUCUUCUGAACAGCCUAAACUUGCGGCACAACGCAGUACCUCCAGUGGAGACGAAAGUCCCGGAUGCCACGAAAAGAGAAAACUGGUUGGGUUACUGAAACAAACGUACGGUAGUGAAACCGAAGAAAUAACCGGAUUUGAUGUAUUACAGGAUGGUUUGAGAGCCUCAGCUCGAAAACGACUUGACGAUGCAUCUUGUCAGACAAGUGACGACCUAUUGGAUUUUUGGAUCCCUGUGAGAAGAAGACGCAUUGUUCGAUCAGAAACUCUCUUGUCUACCUUAACACCCGAGGAAGAGGGAACUGACAGCAAUGGUCCUGGAAUUCUGUCAUCAUAUCACAUGAUUCGAAGAGAUGGGACUGGAUAUGAUGCUUACAAUAAGUCUCGUUGUUAUCCGACAUUUACAGAGUUAUCCUACAAUGGGGAGGAUAACUUUGUGAAUCAUAGCAUACCGAGUGAUUAUCAUUCACAAAUUAAUCGAAGUCAUAUAAAACCAUGUUUUUCACAUAGAAAUCCAUUUGAUCGAAUAGAGGUUGAAUACAAAUUACCUUCUGUGGAAAGUCAUAUAGAUGAUGAUGAUAAUCCUGAAGAUGAUAUUGAAAAGGAAUCAAUACUGCUGGGUGACAUCCACCAGCAAAAGGAAUCAAUGAGUAUUCUGUCAAAUCCAUCAUUCUACAAUAAAAUGCGCAGAAUGGAUCAUCCUUCACGAGACGUAAUAACUGAUGUAGCACACGUGUCAGAAAUGACUGCUCUUAACUCCAUACAUUCGAAAAAGAGCGAGGAGAGUCUUGUAGAUGGAGGAGCCUCCUCCAUUGUAGAGGAAAGUGCAAGUAGUGGUAGUGAAGACACUCCUGGUAGUGGUAUUUAUAGAAAUAUUAUUAUUAGUUUAGGUAGUACUCGGAUUUCGGGAGCCUCUGCGGGAAACUCUCUCACGGGUACAUCAGAAGCAAGGGCUUCCAGUCAGAAACCAAACUAUGCCAUGUUAGCAGAAAGUGAUAAAAUUUCUUCUAGUAGAAUUAGAGAAGACUUGCCACGUAGUAUAAGAUUACGCCCUAAUAUCAAAGAAGGAAAACUCCAACCUUCCUAGUCAAACUAGAUAGCUGGAAGAAUUUGUUUUUCAAUUUUGAAGUCUUGAAAAAGUGCAUUUAUCACACGAUGGUGUAAACAAAUAUUCAAAAGAAAAAGAAAGUGAUUUAAAACAAUAAAAUGAAUAAUGUUUACACUUUAGUAUACCCAGAACAAACUCAAAUUUGAUAUAAUACCUCGAGUGAAAAGAUAUUUUAUGGAAAUAGUGCCAUCUUUUUUCAGGAUUAAUCUAUGCGUGGUAUUAGCUUUAGCGUGUGGAACGAUACUUUAUGGAAAUAGUGCCAUCUUUUUUCAGGAUUAAUCUAUGCUUGGUAUUAGAUUUAACGUGUGGAACGAUACUUUAUGGAAAUUGUGCCAUCUUUUUUCAGGAUUAAUCUAUGCUUGGUAUUAGAUUUCAACGUCGGAUUUCAUAGCUCUGUAUAAAGUGUGGCGAUUGAUACAAGUGACAAUAUUUAUUUGUAUAUAUCUAUAAUUUGUAGUUAAGCACAAAGCUACACAAUGAGCUAUCUGUGCUUUGCCCACCACGGGUAUCGAAACCAGGUUUUUAGCGUUAAAAGCGUUCGGACUUAUCGUUGACCCUUCAACAUAGAGCUUAACCUACAAAUGAUAAUAUUAAUUUCCAUUAAAUUCCUUUAGUUAAGGCUAGAUAUGCCACAGUUUUCAUUUUGGUUUAUUCUCCAAAAUGUCUUUGUCUCAUAGAGAUUUUCUUGUUCCAACUUUAAUUAUUCGUCAAAACAGCCAUCCACUCACACCGUUUUGUUAUGAAUACUCACUCAACGGUCUCUCUAUGAACAACUCUGUUCAUCGGACAUCUAGGUUUUUUUAUCAUCUAAACAUCUUCACUAUAAAGAAAAUAAAACAUCGACUUUCCCGGUAUGAAAACUUUGUGUUUUAUUUGGUUCUAAAGAAGUCACAUGACCAUAAAAUCCGAGUCUAUUUGAGAACCACAAUAAGCAAAAUGAGAUGUGAAGAUCUAUCCCACGGAUGAGAUGAAACGUGUCACCAAUAAAUAAUCUUACCAUAAACUCUCAUUUUGUGCUCUUCUUGUAAACAGUUUUUCUUAUAAUAUGUUAGAAAAUUUUACCACUGAUAUCCGUAAUAUUUCAACCCUUCAAGAUACUUACAUUGUUAGUAAAUAAUCCUAUUUUGUGUUUCUUUCUUAAGUUAUAAAUCUAUGUAUAAUGUAUAUAUAUAUUCCUCUUUAAAUUUAAUCAACAUCUCACACAGUUAUCGGUAAGUUCUUUGCGCAUAGAUAACAUAUUAGAUCUUUUGUUACUGAUCACAUAUAUUUGUAUAUACUAAUACGUGUUACCAACAUGACGCGUAUUUCGUUAAAUAACCCACCUGUAGCCUCCAGUAUCGAGUUAUCCAUUAGACUUUCACCUGAUAUAGACAAAUACUCAGUGAUCAUUGUAAGGCAAAGCUAAACGAAUCUCUCAGUUAUUUUUGUUUGAUUUCAAACUAUUGUAAUCCAUGGAGUAGAGCUCAUCGAGUUUUUAUUAGAGUUUUUUAACCUCCAUUCCUCACGAAGUGUACUGUGAAUGUCUGAAAUUACAUCUUUAGUAUAUCUGUUCUCUAAUAUAAAGAAUGGUAGCUAAAACAUCCGAGUUCUAUUAGUAGAUAAAGCCAUUUAAAAUACUUCGUUUACGAAUGAUUUUUAACGUUCGUUUUUGACGUAUUUCUAAACGUAAACGUAAUAUUAACUAUUAUUGAUUGGAUUAUAUAAAAAUAAAUAUAGUAUAUAUUUCUUUAAUGUAAUUUAAAAUUAACACACUCUUGUAAUAGACAUUUUCUUGCGUGUGCAGUUAAUGAAUUAUGUAUAAAUUCGAAUUUAUGAAAAAGAAAAACCCAGUUAUUCAUCCUCAUUCUUACGUAAUAUGUAUAUAUAUAUCUGUGUGUGUGGGUCAAGUGCUAUUCUUUAUACGAGUUAAGAAGGAAAGGCGAACUGCAUUAGGAAGUAUUAAGUAGGCCUAAUGUUAGUUAAACCUCCUUUUCUUAUACUGAACGAUAUGUUUUCGUGACUCAUACUUACGAAAUGAAGCCUUUAAAGACUAAACAUUUUCACAGAGAAGUAAGAAUGAUUUAAAUGUUCUAUUAGAAAAUAAAAUUGAAAAACUUAGCAAUUUUAUCUCUGAUAGUAACAUGUAAAGGAUGUAUGCCAAUCUUUUCCAUACUCAAACAUAUUAUAAAGGGGCAUUUUAAGCGGUAAACUUUUGUUGUUGCUCACUUUAAAAAAAAAUCAUUUGUUUAAAUAUUUGUUAAUAAAUUUGAAAACAAAUAUAUAUUCAAAACCAAAACAACUCUUUCAGAAAGCAAUGAUGCUUAUCGUUUGUUUGCAUCUGGGAUUAUAGAAUCUGAGUUAAAUGUCAUUUUAGCUGCAUGAUUCUUUUCUUUCUGAGAUAGUGUAGUUAUAUAACCAAGUACUGCCACAAUCGGUGUUUGUUGAAAAUAGGUAACCGAAGUACGUUUGAGCUGUGUUUCUGCGUAUCCUGGAGCAUGUACUGUAAAUUUUAAUGUCAGUAAUAUAAACCUGUUUGUGAACAAGCUAUUUUGAGCUUCGAUUGGAAUCUUAGAUGACUUUUUAUGUAUUUUAAAAACUCUACUUGAUAUUUUUUAUGUGAACUGUCGUAGUAAAGAAAAAAGUUUUAUAUUACUGUAUAUUUAGAUAUACACAUAAAAUAUAUAUGUAUAUAUUUGCUAGUAUUUGGAAAACGGCCAUGUGAAUUUUGUGCUUUUAAUUGGCGUUUCAUUUACAAUUAACGAUUUUUAUAGUUGACAUUUUUUAUUCAAAGAUAAAAUAAUCUGGUGAUAACAAAAUCCUUCAUUCAGUGAAAAGAAUUCUUUCUCCAUUACGAUUUAAAAAAAAUAUAUAUGAAAGGGAUAGUUUGUUUGUUUUAAGUUAAGCACAAAGCUACACAAUGGGCUAUCUGUGCUCUGCCCACCACGGGUAUCGAAACCCGGAUUCUAGCGUUAUAAGUCCGCAGAAAUACCGCUGUGCUACUGUGGGGGGGGGGGGCAAAAGGAAUAGGGUGAUCUGUAGAUUAUAAUAUUCAUUUCUCCAGUGGAUGGAAAAUGGAUAUGUCAAGCGGAUAUUCAGAAGACCGUCAUUUCGCUCUUUACAGUUAAAACCUUGUUUUAUAAUUUGAUUCACAUUACGAAAUAAAUAACGAAAAGCGUAAUUCGCAUGGCUUUUUUCACAGGGUUUGAUAUAUACAGUCUAUAUAUAUAUAAUCUUGCAAUGCAUGACUAGUGUAAUGUAAAAAUCCAGCACACCUAACAGGAAAGGUGGCGCAUUCCUCACUUUGUCUUUCAUCACAACAUUUUGUAAAAAUGUCCUUUAAAUGGAUAUGUCAUACUUAUAAGAUUCUUGUUUCUAAAACAAAACUUGGACCACGUGGCACCAGUUUGCUUGUACGUGUAAGUGAUGUAGAUUGAUUUCUGUAUACACAUGCCAAAUCUCUCACACAAUAUUUUGGUAUUGCGUUUUUCUUUUCAAGUAUAAGUAGUUCGUACGUGUGUUGGUAUUGGAACUAAAUAAAGUGUGUUAAUUCACAUCUUACAGCCCUGCAAGCAGCUAUGUCUGUUCACGUGACGUUAUCUUUGAUAUGUCAUCUUAUUGGACCUUCUCAAGCAUACUUGAAGAAUGCAUAUCAAAUUCUGAAAAAAGAAAUAGCUGACGUUUUCUGUAGCCAUGGAAACCCAGAAGCUUGUAGUGUUGUACACAGUGGCGAAUGUGAACCGUGUUUAAUGCUGUUUCAUACGUACAUGCUUUAAUGUUAGUACAAAAUUAAAAAAACAAGUGCCACACGUGUGUUUAACCAUGGUUAUGUUUUGUGGUAAAUAUGUGAAAUAAAAAUGUUGCACUAGAAUAAAACAGAGUUGAUUUUAUCUGUU
Messenger RNA from Limulus polyphemus (Atlantic horseshoe crab), 6663 nucleotides. RefSeq names its product metabotropic glutamate receptor 5-like. NCBI's taxonomy places the organism in Eukaryota, Metazoa, Arthropoda, Merostomata, Xiphosura, Limulidae. Gene Ontology annotation, cellular component: postsynaptic density membrane. The transcript has 5 exons. Gene Ontology annotation, molecular function: adenylate cyclase inhibiting G protein-coupled glutamate receptor activity; G protein-coupled receptor activity involved in regulation of postsynaptic membrane potential. Gene Ontology annotation, biological process: G protein-coupled glutamate receptor signaling pathway; regulation of synaptic transmission, glutamatergic. The record is from RefSeq and is a predicted model, not a curated record. Bases 38 to 2770 code for a protein of 910 amino acids.